UCUUCACAGCUCUUGGGUGCCCCUCUUCCCCCAAAAUCUAGAUGAAGAAGUUUCUAUUACUAAUGAGUCUUUAUCUGGUUGGAUCUGCCAGAGGAGCGUCAGGUCAGCCUGAUGAGCCUCCUCAGUCUAUGAAUCAUCAAGCUUCAGUUCAGCAAUUUUCAGGUCGGUCCUUUUCACUUGAAAACCCUUCAUUUGGUGGUAAGGCUUUAUAUGAGACUUCUUCAGCCGAGAGCAGUUUAAGUGAACAUGCUUCAGCUGAACACACUUCAGGUGAGCACGCUUCAGCUGAACACGCUUCAGGUGAGCAUGCUUCAGGUGAACACGCUUCAGGUGAGCAUGUUUCAGGUGAGCAUGCUGUGACUGAACACACAUCAGGUGAACACACCACUUCUGGUGAACAACCUUCAGGUGAACAGACUUCUGGUGAAAAGCCUUCAGGUGACCAGACUUCUGGUGAGCAGUCUUCCAUUGAAAAGCCUUCAGGUGAACAGCCUUCAGCUGAACAGGUUUUGGGCGAAAAUACUUCAGGUGAACAGGUUUCAGCUGAAAAGCCUUCUGGUGAACAAGUUUCAAGUGAGAAGCCUUCAGGCGAACAGGUUUCAGGUGAACAAGCUUCAGGUGAACAGGCUUCAGGUGAAAAGCUACUGGGUGAACAGCCUACAGGCAUCCCACCUUCAAGCACAUUUUCAGGCCCAAUAUUAAAUUGCCACACAUGCUCAUAUAUGAAUGAUCAAGGAAAAUGUCUUCGUGGAGAGGGGGUCUGCUCCACUCAGAAUUCCCAGCAGUGCAUGUUAAAGAAGAUCUUUGAAGGUGGAAAACUCCAAUUCAUGGUUCAGGGGUGUGAGAACAUGUGCCCAUCAAUGAACCUCUUCUCCCAUGGAACCAGGAUGCAAAUUAUCUGCUGUCGGAACCAAUCUUUCUGCAACAAGAUCUAGAAGCCUGUGCCCUUGCCUCCCGCCCUGACUCAGGCAUCAAAAAUUCUCUGUUACCCUACUGGGCUCCAUUUAUUUUUAGUUUCUCCCCCAGUCAGUAACUAAUGACAUCUGCCUCCGCCUGAGUGUCAGACAGGAUGUUCAAAUCUCUCACCUUUCCUUCUAUCCAUGCCCUAUUAAGCCAUUCUUCGCUGUCAUCUGCCUUCCCUUACUCCAUCUCUCAACAUUCUUCUCUUUCUCAAUAAAUUCCGCAUGAUAAAGAA
This is a messenger RNA of Suricata suricatta (meerkat), 1195 nucleotides long. Its product is annotated as sperm acrosomal protein FSA-ACR.1-like. Bases 42 to 935 code for a protein of 297 amino acids. NCBI's taxonomy places the organism in Eukaryota, Metazoa, Chordata, Mammalia, Carnivora, Herpestidae. The transcript is spliced from 4 exons. The record is from RefSeq and is a predicted model, not a curated record.